UCGAGCCCGGGAUGCCAUGCCCGAGGCAGGCACCAGCUCCUCCGGGAAGUCGUUUCUCCAAAGAGCACGAGGCAAAGUUCUUCAUUGGUUACGACGUUCCCUUCGGGCGUCGCACCAGGUGUGUUGCUGAUGAAACAAAAUAUUUCGUCGAUAUAAACAUUGUACGAACGUUUCUUCCGACUCUGAUUGAAGUACACCGAAAUUUUAGGAGCUUGUGAUUUUUUUGUGUGCCUACGAUCAAAUCUACAGAGUUUACCCGAACGAUGAAUAAUCAGUGAAUGUUCAAAAAAUACGAAAAGUUUGUCCGCCAAAUUGAGGCUUUUUGUAAGGGGGUUUUUUUUUGGUGAUCCGUUCGUUCUCUUCCGGGUUUCGAUGCACUCGGAUCGAAUUUCUUUUUUAUAUUUCACAAGCACCUAUCGAUUUAUUUACAUAUCACCGGUCAACGAUUAGCAAAUGCUAAUUCCUUCGUACAGCUUCCUCGUGCAACGUCAACUCAUUUAAGGUCGAUGGACAUGGCACGGAAGCGGGACCGGAACUUGACGAGGAGAUGGAGAAGGUCUUCGCUAUGGACUCCGGGGAGAAAUUCGAUGUAGCCCGGUUCGGGUCGCCCUCAGAAUCGGCAGGCUCCGAUCGAGAUCGCGAUCGAGGGCCUCCGCCUCGUUAUGGCGAUAACGUAUUAAAUCAACACCGCAAACGAAGUUACCCACAUCCCCACAUGCCACUGAAGAGCCUGCACUCGAGAUCUAUGCGACGACAUCUUUCACCCGAAGGGUCAACGGCGGAGGAGCAAGAGCGAGAAGAAGAAAAUAAUUCUGAAAACAGUCAAAACAAUGGUAAUGGAGAGGCCGGAGAGAUCGACACAAUGGACCACACUCAGCAAGUUGCUGCCACAUCGCCAAUGUCCGAGGGCGGCGAAGCUGACGAGGAAAAUCACCAUCGUUCCUAUCUUUAUCAUCGCCACCGUCAUAAUCGUCAAGACAGCAACGAAGAAUCGGAAAAUCUUGGUAACAAUGAGAGCGAAGCUCUCGUAUCUGAGAGAGCAGCUUCCGCUGGCUUUGCCAAUGAUAAUCCUGGACUCGGAAGCCCCAGAGUACAAUUUGAAAAGAUACGAGAAGAGGGCGACGCCAGCCCGCCGACGGAUGAUCUCAUGAGCGACGAGGAACGAAAAUCCAGGCGGCAUCAUCAUAAGCACGAUCACAAGAGACACCACCACAAGUCCCGAAAGUAUUCUCUUCAAGAAGAUCCACAAUGGCGAAAGCGUUCAGGAGCCGGUCUUCCGGACGUGACGAAUCCGAUGGGUCGGCGAGUGAGUGUGCAGCCGGAAGAGGCGAGCACGCUUCAAGAGUUGGACAUCGACGAUUUGGAGUCCCACAGGAGCGACGAUCCCCGGGGUAUGAGAAGGCACAAAGCAGGACAUUCGACGGUGCAGAUUGGCAGGCGAAAAGAGGGCGGAAUACCCCACGAAACGUUCAAAAAAAUGUACGACCAUUCGCCCCACGAGGUGUUCGUACAGCUCGACGAAUUGCACGGCGUGGGCGAGGAGCGAGAGUGGCGAGAGACCGCGCGCUGGAUCAAGUACGAGGAAGACGUUGAGGAAGGCGCGGACCGAUGGGGGAGGCCCCACGUCGCCUCCCUGAGUUUCCACUCGCUGCUCAAUCUGCGAAGAUGUCUCGAGACCGGAGUCGUUCUCCUUGACCUCGAGGAGCGCGACGUUCCUGGCCUGGCUUAUCGCGUCGUUGAACAAAUGGUAGUCGAAGAGCUCAUCCUCCCGGAAGAUCGUACCGUCGUCAUGAGAGCUCUUUUGCUCAGGCAUCGCCACGUCCACGAACACGAUCGGGGCUUCCGAUUUGGCGGAAAACGCAACUACGCGAGUUACACCAGUUUGCAGUCGAUCUGGCUGGAGGAAGAAGAUGCUGCGCGGGACGGCACUGAGAACCAUGUAACCCAACAUAACUUGAACGACACGAAGCCGAAAAUCGUAUCGUCGAAUUUGGCACUGGACAACAAUCACACGGCGGUUGACAUGAAGGAAGAAAUGACGUACACGAGCAGCAACGAGGACCUCAAAAAAGUUCAUAACGAUCACAUUUUGAAGAGAAUUCCGGCGGGAGCCGAAGCCACUGUCGUCCUCGUCGGCGCCGUCGACUUCCUGGAUCAACCGACGAUCGCAUUCGUUCGUCUCGCAGAAGGAGCUUUCAUGCCUUCGAUCACCGAAGUAACGAUACCAGUGAGAUUCAUGUUUACACUUCUGGGCCCGAGAACAGCCGACCUCGAUUAUCACGAGAUCGGCAGAUCGAUCUCGACCCUCAUGUCAAACGCCUCCUUCCACAAAGUCGCUUACAAAGCCACCGAGAGGCGAGAACUACUCUCGGCCAUCAACGAAUUCUUGGACGAUUCGAUCGUCCUGCCACCCGGUGAUUGGGAGCGACAAGCUCUUCUACCUUUCGACGAAUUGAAAUCGAAAAGCGAGGCCAUCAAAAGACGAAAAGCCAAAGCUCUCGCCGCUGGAGCUAAAAAACCCAUUCAGAGUGAUGCUGCUGUCAAAAAAGCACUGAUGGCAGGCGAAGAGGAGAAAAAGCCGCCCGACAACGACCCACUGCGAAGGACGCGUCGACCGUUCGGGGGCUUGAUAAACGACAUAAAGCGGCGUUACCCUCACUAUUUAUCGGAUUUCACGGACGGCUUAUCAUCGUCGUGCAUAGCAGCAGCGAUAUUCAUGUAUUUCGCAGCGCUCUGUGCAGCGAUUACAUUCGGAGGCUUGCUGAGUGACAAAACUCACAACAUAAUCGGUAUCUCCGAGACUUUAGUCUCCUGUUGUUGGACAGGAGUGAUAAUGGCUCUUUUCGCAACGCAACCGCUCGUUAUAAUCGGUACGACAGGACCGUUGUUGCUUUUCGACGAGAGUCUUUAUAACUUCUGUCUGGCAAACGGUUUGGAGUUUUUGACGAUGAGGGUUUACGUCGGCGCCUGGAUGGGAGUCAUCGCGUUGACGAUCGCCUGCGUCGAAGGCUCCGUUUUGGUCCGAUUGUUCACGCGUUUUACCGAGGAGAUAUUCACCGGCUUGAUAUCGCUCCUUUACAUCGUCGAGACUUUCGUUAAGCUCGUCAAUUACUUCAAGAGAAAUCCUCUUCUGCCGGAAUACUGUUACGACGCGGGGAACAGCACGCUCGGCGAAAACGGCACGUACUUUGAAAACGCUACGGAGAUCCAGGGAUAUACUUAUUUGAAGAACGAGACAGGAUUGGCCAUCGCGAUGGAAAGCACGUCAGCUUUUUUGCCGGAUCACGACAACGCUGGCCUCAUAAACCAACCCAACACCGCUCUCAUGUGCACCAUCCUCUGCCUCGGAACCUUCCUCGGGGCUUACUAUCUUCGAAUAUUUCGUAACAGCCACUAUCUCGGACGCAGCGCCAGGAGAGCCUUCGGAGACUUUGGCGUUCCCAUCAGCAUCAUCGUUUUCGUAAUCAUCGAUUAUCUCGCCGGCGUUGAGACCGAAAAACUCCUCGUACCCGAGGGCCUCACGCCUUCCGUUUCCGGCAGGAGCUGGUUCGUCUCACCCGCUGGGACCGGCAAACCGAUCCCACUCUGGAUGGCGAUCGCUUGUGCUGUCCCUGCGCUCCUCGUUUACAUUCUCGUCUUCAUGGAAACACAAAUAUCCGAAUUAAUAAUCGACAAAAAGGAGCGAAAGCUUCGCAAAGGCAACGGUUAUCACAUGGACAUCGUGGUGGUGUGUUUAAUGAACGUCGGCUGUGGUUUGAUGGGUGCUCCAUGGUGUUGUGCAGCAUCAGUAAGAUCGUUGACUCAUGUCUCAGCGGUGACAGUAAUGUCGCGAACGCAUGCACCAGGUGACAAGCCACACAUAGUAGAAGUUAAGGAGCAGCGAGUGAGUGCACUUUUGGUUGCGAUAUUGGUGGGCGUAAGUGUGCUGAUGGCCCCGUUACUUCGUCGCGUACCGAUGGCAGUAUUGCUCGGAGUAUUUCUUUACAUGGGAAUAUCCUCGACGAACGGUGUCCAAUUAUUCGAUCGUGUUAAGUUAUUUUUCAUGCCGGUGAAGCACCACGGCAGUGCCAAUUACGUAAGACGCGUGCAAACCUACAAAAUGCACAUAUUUACGCUUGUACAAAUUUUGUGUCUGGCCACACUGUGGAUCGUGAAGAGCACGCGAGCCGCUCUCUCAUUGCCCUUCUUCCUUAUCCUCAUGAUUCCCCUGAGAGCACAAAUGACACGGUUCUUUACGAACGCUGAAUUGAGGGCUCUCGACAGCAAAGAGCCCGAGCACGAAGCAGCUGGCGAGGACGAGCCUGAUUUUUAUGAGGAAGCACCAUUGCCUGGUUAGACUGUGCCUUAAAUCAAUUUUCCCACUGAUCCUGCCCUGAAAAUCAGCAGAAAAAAACACUCCUUCAUUCUUUUUUUCUUUUCUUCAGAAUCCUAUAAAAACGCAAAUUGACACUUUUCAACGUUUUCUAAUAUCCCUUUUUCCUUCCCAGUCAUGAUUGACCGCAGGGGUGGCUCAAUAUGAAAUAUUUUGUCAAAUUCAAUGUCGACGAAUAUCACUGAGGGUCCGACUCGGAUAGAAUUUAUUUUUGUUUUCACCGAGUGUCAUUUAAUCCGCGAUAUUUUACGAGGGACUCAUUCAAAUGUGUGGAUUGUUGUAUUAACGAGGAAGAUAAAACAGAGAUAUAAAUAAGGAAUUCCACGUGAGACCGACGGACUUUUUCCCUGACCCCCGCCAAUUUGGUUAAUUUUUUUUUGUAUGAUUAUAUUAAGUCUAGAAGACACCUCGACGUUUUUCAAGAUUUUUCUGAACAGCCAUUUUGAAAAAAAAAAGACAAAAAAAUAUCCGGAAAAACGCCCGUUUUUAAAAAUCUGAAAAAAUUCCGAAAAAUCAGUGAUUGUAUGCCAAACAUUUUAAGUUGUCGACCGUAGUGGAAGUAUGAUUUUUUCUGUGUGUUUAUGAGCCAUUAACGUUGAAAAAUUCCGAAAAAAAUGAAGAAACGCUCACUCCGAGCCAAUAGUUAAAUAUUUUGCUACCUAAAACUAAUUUUCUUCACAAUUUUCCAAUAAUCGAAUAAAAAUUAUGGAGCAAAAAAUUGCAACUGUUCCGUAUCUCAAUUAUCGGUCGAUAAUUGAUAAGCGAUAGCUUAAAAUGUUUAGCAUACAACCACCGAUUUUAGCGAAUUUUUUCAAAUUUUUAAAAAGACGCGUUUUUUCGGAUAUUUUCUUUCUAAAAUGGCUGUUCAGGAAAAUCUAAAAAAACGUCGAGGUGUCUUUUGGACUUGAUGUAAUCAUACAAAUAAAAAUAAACCAAAUUGACGGAAGUCGGGGGAAAAAGUCCGCUGGUCUCACGUGGAAUAUCUCAAAUACUUUAGCAUCGCUCUGGAGCGAUACGAAUGCGGCUAUAAAGUUUAAAAAAUAUCUAUAUUUAUCGAUUUUUAGCUGUUUUAGGAACAAUGUGUAUUAUAUAGGCUACGUUAACGCGAUUCCUGUUAUAUAAACAAAAGAAAAACAAGAGAUAGUUGAUCAUCGAUUUUAUUCUAGAAAAUCGAGACGACAAAUGAAAUAUUAAAAUAAUAUCUUCGAUAUCGUUUUAAUUAAAGUGUAAAUAUUUGCGUUAUCAACGUACUUUGUUGUAAAUGAACUAAUCAUUGAAAUUCUCUCCUUCAAACUAUUUUAACAUUUUCAUCUUCACGUGUCGAGGUCCACGUUAUCGAUGAAUCUCAUAUGAACAAUUCAACGACUAUCGUCGUUUUAAUGAACUAUCUUUUAUUUCGAUAAUCACGAUUCAGUAUUUUAUCCCGAUUUUUGCCGAUAACGCUCGUUUGUUAUUAUUAACAUUGAUAUUCAAUGCAUUGUUAUCAUUAUGAUCCCUCCGGCGAGGCUCACUAUGACUAUCGAACGAUAAAAAAUAAAUUUGCAUCGAUGUGAGAAAUUUCCAAAAAUCGAAAUUAUUUAAUUUUUAUUCUGAUUCAAAGUAUUGAAGUUUAUAUAAUUUUUUCAAGAUUUACGAAAUUGCGUGAAAAUCUUUCGAAAUUCACACUAAUGACAUUGCUAGCAAGUUUAACGACUUUUUUUUUCUAAUUCGAGUUUCAAAACAUUUAUUAAAAUCGUGAUAACCGUUUUUUCUUCAAUUUUUUAAUAUAAAGUCAUAUCAAAAUAUACGUUGAGAAUUAGGAGUAAAAAUCUCCAUGCGAGAACGGAAACUGAGCGAAUCUUUUUUAUCGUAUCGAAAGAAAAAUGUCAUUUCAAUAAAAAUAUUUCGGCCAUGAAUUGCGCCCCGAUAUUGGAGCAGUUUAAGAAUCAAAAACAAUUGUAAUCGAUAAUGAUUAACAAUUUUACACUCUAUUUGCAUUACAGACCACCUCGAAAAUUUUAAAAAUCAAUUUUAACGUUGAAAAUCGGCGAAACGAAUCCUUUUUAAAUGAAAAAGAGAUCGAGAGUUGUGGUAAAAGAAAUUUUAAAUUUGACAUUUGUCAGAUUCUUCUGGCCCGUCCAUACUCCAUCAGAACAUAUUGAAAUACUUCCUUUCUCAAUUUAUACCGUUCAAGUUACCUCCAAAAAAAUACUAAACAAAUACGAUUAUUCUCAUUUUGCGGUUUAUUCAUGAAGCGUCUGUAUAAUUGCACGAAAAAAAAAAUCGACUGAGAGAUUGUACAAGAUUGAAUAUGAAACGAUGAAGAAAAAGACAAAAGAGAGUGUUGCGAUUGAGUAGUUUUCUUAUCACUUACACAAUGCAUCAUUAUCACGUUUAACGAAUUGAAAAUGUUUAAUGAAUUUGAAAGGAAACAUUGAAAUUCAACGCUUGUUGACUCGAACGAGUCAAACACUUUUUUUUUGCACACAUUUCAAUACUGCAGGUCUGGUUAACCUUUAAUUUUUCUCUACAAUCCAUUGCUUUCAAUAUCCCUGAAACAUUCUUGACAGCUCGAAUCAAAAUGAAAUUUCAUAUAAUUCAUAAAAAUCAACGAUUCUUUACUUUUUGAAAUCAUUUGGAAAAAAAACUGGUUUCAAGGGCAUGAGCACAUCUUCGACUGCCAGAUGCAAUUUUUAUGAGUAAACUUUUGGCUGAAUUUUUCUCAAAUAUAUUAUUUGAUGAGUGUAUCAAUUUUUAGCCUUCCAAAUUCUCGAAAAAUUGGAAUCGUGGAUUGUAGGAAUGAUUAAAUGAAAGUUUUUUAAUAAAAUGGCACCACGAUGGUAUACGAAUUGGACAAUAAAGUUGCAGUGAAAAUCGAUGUAUUGAAAAAAAAAUGUACCUGAUCGCCGGCUGGUAUAGUAAUGCAAAAAGCCAAGCACGUUGCAAAAAAAAAGCAAUUAUGUUCAACGUCCCAGCGAUCAUUGCCAACUGGAGCGAUUGAUUGACACUCAAAUCGAUACACGGGAAUUGUCAGCUGACCGCGAAAUAUUUGAAAAACGCUUAACUUGUGUUUUGUGCACUUUCAGAUAAAGAAAAUUUGCAAUGAGCGCAAUGUAAUCGAGGAUUUGGUGAUCGUUUCAAUAUUUUUUAUAAUAUACAAACAUAAAUGUAAAUACUAUUUUCGUAUAAUGCGAGGAAUAAAUAUUUUUCAAAUGCACUUGCAACGUUCUUGGCGAAUGAUCUUUUUUGCGCAACGAUGCAGUCAGCAGUGUGAUGAUGAUGGUGACGACGACGAUUACGAUGGAGAUAAUGAUGGUCCGAUGAAACGAUUAUUUUUCUAAAAAGCAACACAAGCAUAUGCGAUUAGAACGUAUUGAAUUGUGAGACCAAGUUGACAAUGAAAUGAAAUAAAUACCGGAUUACGAGAAUGCGGGGUAAAAAUAUGCACACAACUGACACAUGUAGAAAAACUAUAAACGUGUAAGAUAAAUAUUGAGCAUGAAAAAAAGGGGGAUGAAAAGACGACCCUGUGUAUCAAAUUUUAGAAAAAAGAGCAAAUUGUAUUUUCAAUCUCUCUACAAUUAGAAAAUUAUACUGAUACGGUUGUUGUAUGUUCAAACUAACGAUCAAUUCUAGAUUCUCAACGUCAAUGAGUAUCGAUGACGUUGUAUGAGGCGUUGAAACGAAAACCACUCGAUGUGACGUUCGAGUGAAGUAUUGAAAAUACAUUCGUGUCCAUAAAUUUUUCACUGUUUUAAUAUUUACUCCAAAUCGGAUGUUUCAUAGUUUUUGGGAAUUAAAACGAAACUUCAAACACGUAUUCGGUGAGGAAAUUUCGUUUCAGCCUUGAGAAUCGAAUGGUUUUGAAAAAUUUGCAGUGGGAUGAUUUUUCAUGAGAAAUAGUCGGUAUAAUUUUUAACUGAAACAAGAACAACAAAAAAUGUUUAGUUUUUGUACGAAUGCUUUCAUCAAUUAAUGAAAAAACUGAUUGCUUUAGAGGAAAAAAAAGAUAAGAAUUUUUCGAAUAUUUUACUACGUUUUGGACGCGAAUGUACGACCGAAAAAUUCACACAAAAACAAAUAUCAGAAAUAGAGAAUGAUAAAACGGUGUAAUUAAGAUGAAAAAAUCCUCCUAGUUCAAUGUGAUAGAGGAAUUACAGUUGCUCGAAAACUCGAGGGUACUUAGAAAAUGUUUACUGUUAUUCAAAUGUCUACGACAAACAUAGAAUUUUAAAUCGCACGCGAGCAUAUAUAUGUUUAUAUGUAUAUGCACGUGUUAAUAUUCUUCGAUAUGUUUGGCAAGUGUUAUCGAGGCAAAAGUAAAUAUUGUCAAUACCGAUUGCGAGCAUCGUCCGCCUGCAUCGAUUGAUGGAACAACAAUAACGGAAAACAAAAUGGAGUAUAAAAAAGUAUUGUAAAUAAUUGAGUUAACGAUUACGCAGUAUUAAAUAAAUAGUAAAUAGGCUCUGAGUAGCUGAUUCUCAUGCCUUAAGUUAAAAUCGCUGAAUAAAUAUUUUAAUUUUCUCUCUUAA
Venturia canescens is the source of this 8883-nucleotide messenger RNA. It is a transcript of the gene Ae2, whose product is annotated as Anion exchanger 2. Bases 548 to 4336 code for a protein of 1262 amino acids. Lineage: Eukaryota; Metazoa; Arthropoda; Insecta; Hymenoptera; Ichneumonidae. Gene Ontology annotation, biological process: monoatomic anion transport; bicarbonate transport; regulation of intracellular pH. Gene Ontology annotation, molecular function: solute:inorganic anion antiporter activity; monoatomic anion transmembrane transporter activity. The transcript has 10 exons. The record is from RefSeq and is a predicted model, not a curated record. Gene Ontology annotation, cellular component: plasma membrane.